AGCUAUCUGGAAGGGAUAUUUCGACUGUUCUUUAGCCCCCCUCGUUACAGGCAUUCCAGCCUCACUGUUGCAUAACCAGGAGCACUGAAGCUGCAGCUGUCAGGAUCUUAAUCCCUUCUGCUUGAAUCUCCUGCCAGCGUGUACAGUAGUAAACCGUGUGCUUUGGUGCUCCCGUUUCAGGCACUACCAGAGGAAAACAAAAGUGGAUGAGAUAACUUUUAACCUUCUAGAACUCAACUACCCCAUUAGUCCUCAAGAAACGAUCAAGAAAAUAUCAAAAUAUAGCCACCCAGUAAUUCAUCACUGCAUGGAUCCAGGAGGUCAAGAAGAGACCAGAAAAGACCAUGCUGACAAGCAAGUGGUCACAGAGAUCAUGGCAAGAUGUUUUAUUCCAACGCUAAUAACAAACGUUCCCUGGGAAGGCUUCCGUUUUGUUGGACAUGAGAUUCGGAUUGCUGAAGCCACAGACUGUUACGGUGCUGUUGUCUGGCCCUCGGCCCUUGUUCUGUGCUACUUCCUGGAAACAAAUGCAAAGGAAUAUAAUCUGUUUGACAAAAAUGUGAUUGAAAUUGGAGCUGGAACUGGGCUGGUCUCCAUUGUGGCAAGUUUACUUGGUGCUUAUGUGACUGCCACAGACUUACCUGAAUUACUUGGCAACCUGCAAUAUAAUAUUUCCCACAACACUAAAAUGAAGUGCAAGCAUUUGCCUCAGGUUAAAGAACUCUCCUGGGGAGUCGCUUUAGAGAAGAACUUCCCCAGGUCUUCCAAUAAUUUCGACUAUAUCCUGGCAGCGGAUGUUGUCUACGCUCAUCCUUUCCUGGAAGAACUCCUUGUUACCUUUGACCACCUGUGCAAAGAAACUACCAUUAUCCUCUGGGCUAUGAAAUUCAGGUUGGAGAAAGAAAAUAAAUUUGUAGAUAGGUUUAAGGAGCUGUUUGACCUGGAAGAACUCUCCAGUUUCCCAAGCCUGGAUAUUAAGUUGUAUAAAGCUAUGAAGAAAAAUCGGAGGAGUGCAUAACAUCCUCAGGUGGAAACUUGGAAAUGCUAAGGCAAUUUGUAGAUUAUUAGUUUAAAGAAACCUGAAUAAUCUGAUGUACCACUGACUUUCCUAAGAGGAAACACCACCCCCCCACAAGUCUAUUAUGAGAAUAGAAGGUAGUUUCCCAAAGUUACCUUACUCUAGGCAGGGAUAUUUCCUACAGGUGCACCUGUAGGAUUUGGGGUAUCUCAGUUGAUCUCCAUCAGCACUUGAGGUCUCCUUCUAAUUACAUGGUAGCAGGAACUUUUGGGAAAGUUGCACUACGUGGUCAUCAUCUGCUCUCUUCAUCCCUUUAUAGAAGCAUGUACUAUUAUUAUUUAAAAAUCGUACAAUUAUUCCUUUACUGUGUAAUUGCAAAAUAAUAGUUUUAACAAGGACAUCUCCAAGAUGACCACUGUUAAUUCUUUUAAACACAGGGUUGCAUGAUUAUCUCUUUAGAAAUAAAAAAGUUGACUGUCA
Chinchilla lanigera (long-tailed chinchilla) is the source of this 1498-nucleotide messenger RNA. RefSeq names its product putative methyltransferase-like protein 21E pseudogene. Bases 308 to 1018 code for a protein of 236 amino acids. Gene Ontology annotation, cellular component: cytoplasm; cytosol. Gene Ontology annotation, molecular function: protein-lysine N-methyltransferase activity. The record is from RefSeq and is a predicted model, not a curated record. Lineage: Eukaryota; Metazoa; Chordata; Mammalia; Rodentia; Chinchillidae. Gene Ontology annotation, biological process: peptidyl-lysine methylation. The transcript is spliced from 5 exons.